UAGAAAACUUGAUUUACUUUGAUUUAAAACAAAUAUAGUUCAAAAUAAUAAAUUGUGUUGUAAAAAUUUGUUAUUAUUAAACAAAUUGUGUGUGCGAAUAUGAUUUACUUUUUUUAAAAUUUAUAAUUAUAAUUAUUUCUAUACAUAAAAUAGUUUUGAAUUAAAAACAAAUAUGUUACAUAAUUAUUUUAUUUUAUAAAAAAAAUUAUUUAAGGGCAAAAUCGCUUGAAUUAACAAACAAAAUGCUCAUGGUAUAUCAAUCAUGAAAAUUGAAUUACUAUCAUAUUAUAAUUUACAAAGAUAUUAUACUAUUAUUGCUAUUAUUAUGUAUUUUUUGAAAAAUUAUCGAAAUUAUUUUAAGAAUUAAUUUACAUAAUUAAUUAAUAAUUUUAACAAAAUAAGGAAAAAUAAAUUGAAUAACUAGCUGAAGAAAAAAUUAAAAUAUAAAACAAAAAAAAAUGGCCUCAAUAUUAAAUCCACAAACUGCUGGAUUAACUGGUAAUGAUCCAACAGCAACUAAUUCAAAUUUAACAACAAAUUUAAAUUUAAAUAAUCAUGCACAAUAUCAUAAUACUGAAACGUAUAAUACAAAUGCUGCACAAUCAUCAAAUGAUCAAAUGCAAAUUGAUCAAAAUUCAUGGGCGGAUUAUUAUAAUAGACAAGAUCAUAAUAGUCGUUCAAAUAAUGAUAGUAUAUCAUCACAAUCAAAUAGUAGUUAUACACGUCCAUGGGAAAUUGAUCCACCAAAAGAUAUUAAACAGCAAUCACAAUUUGAUUCAUUUCCAAAAUUACCAUCAUUUCAAAGUCAAUUUCAAGGUUUUACCGAUCCAAAUUCAUUAAUAGCUGAUACAGUAGCAUUACCACAUUUAUCACAACCGGUACCAGUACCAGUUCCAGUAUCACCAAGUAGUACAUCACCUGUAACAAAUAAUACAACAGCACAAUUAACACCAUUAACACCAAUAAAUACACAAGAACAUCAACAACAAACGACAUUAGUAAGCUUACAAAAUUCCAAUAUACAUACAUUAACGGCUGUGAGCGGAAGACAUUCCUAUUCAUUAGUAACAGCUCCAAUUCAGGUGCGUGACAUUCCAUCUGCUAUUAAUCAACAACCUCAAUAUAUUGAUGAUCGCCAUAUACAAAUAUAUCAGUCAAUUUCAUCACCAUUUCAACCACCAAAUGGUAAUGGUCAACAAAAUACAAUUUUAGUUAAAAAACAGGAUACAACUGUAAAUACAUUUGAUUUACAAAAUGGUAAUGCAGUGGUACGAACUUUAACUGGUAAUAGUACAGAUAAUUUAAAUUUAGUAAGUAGUGUUCAAUCAUCCAUUGACAGCCGUUUAAUGGAUACUAAUAGUUAUCAGCAACAACAGCAACACCAUCAACAACAGCAAAAUGCAACUACAACAACACAACAAAUUACACCAACGACUACAACAAGUAUAAAAGCUGGGAAAAUUCCAAAUUCGGAUAUAAAUCGUGUAGAUGGUCGUAAGAAAGAGCGUAGAAAAAAUCGUGCUGGUUCACUUGAAUCGACUGUUGAAUCCGAGAACAGUGCAAUGGAUGUGGAUUCUAGUCAAGUUGAUGCUGUAUCAAGCACGGCAAACUUUAAAAGUCCAUUUAAUUCAACAAAUUUACAUGAAAAUGAUGGUACUAUGGGUAAACAACAAAAAAAGAAAAGAAAACGUUGCGGAGAGUGUAUUGGUUGUCAACGUAAGGAUAAUUGUGGAGAUUGUGCCCCAUGUCGAAACGAUAAAAGUCACCAAAUUUGCAAACAAAGACGUUGUGAAAAACUUACAGAUAAAAAGCUUAUUUAUGAUACCGACGGCCAAUUGAUAAAAACGGAAUCAAGGCGUGGUCGUGGUAAAGGUAAAGCAAAUGGUGUGCCAAAACCAAAAGAAGAAAAGAAACCUAAAGGUACGCGUGGAAGGAAAUCAGCUGCUGUUUUAGCUGCAGCAAAUACUACAACCGUAGAAACAAACAGCGAUGCAGCACAACAGCAGCAAUUGCCACAGCAACCACAACAACAACAGCAGCAACAACAGCAACAACAACAACAGCAAAAGAAUCCUAUUUUAGUGGCAGCAACCCUACCUUCGCCACAUCAAACUCAAAAAGCAAUGACAAAUCUUGCACCAAUUACAACAGCUAUAACAAAUCAAUCACCGAAUAAAAAUCCUAAUAGUACAACUGUAUCAAUGUUAAAUGCUUCACCUCAGCAUCACAUUUCGCAACAACAACAACAACAACAGCAACAAUCGCAACAACAACAACAGCAGCAGCAGCAACAACAACAACAACAACAACAACAAUCACAGCAACAACAACAACAGCAGCAGCAACAGCAACAAUCACAACAGCAACAACAAGUUCAUAGUCAAAUUGCAACACACCAACUAGCUACAACGCAACAAAUUCAUAAUAUUAAAGAGCAACAAACAGCACAACAACCAAUGACUCCAAUGGCAUUUUAUCCAACAUGGCAAACCGCAGAUCCAUCACAAACUUGGCAAAAUCAAUUUAUUCAACAAAUUCCACAAAAUCCAACAACUUUAACUCCACUUAGUUCUAUAGAAUUUCAACCUCAAACAUAUACAUAUCAGCAUAAUGGUUAUAUACAAACUGCUGGUAUUGGUUUUGAUCCAAAUUAUGGUAGAGCUUAUGCUCCACCACCAGUACAACGUUAUGAUUUUCAAAAUCAACCUAUAGCAGCUUCCGGUGUUAAUCAAGUUGCAUUACAAGGUGUUGGCGUUGCCUCUUCAGUUGCAUAUACUGGGCAAAUAACAGCUGCUAAUACUAAUCCAACCACUUUAACAAACACUUAUCAAGAUCGAUCUAAAACUGAUAAUGAUAUGUCAGGAUAUCCAAGAGUUAGUAGUUAUUCAAGCGAAUUUAAUACAAAUCAAACACAAUCAUUAAUGACACAACAAUAUAACUGAUAUUUAAUUGAUUUUUAAAUAAAUAAAGUGAAAUUUAAAUACCAAAAAAGAAAAAAUAGUAAUGUUAUGUAAAAAAAAAACAAAAAAGCCGACCAAAUUUAUUAACUUUUAUUAAAAUUAGAUUUAUAUUUAGAAAAAAUCCAAAGGCCAAAAGACGGAAAAUUUUCCAAAUAAUUCUCGUAAAAUAUUUUGUAUUUGAUUUAUUUUUAUUAUAUUAUUACUUUUUAAUCUUAUUUUAAAAAUAAAUUUACAUAAGAUAAAAAUUUCGGGUUAAUUA
Condylostylus longicornis is the source of this 3219-nucleotide messenger RNA. Its product is annotated as methylcytosine dioxygenase TET-like. Bases 459 to 2942 code for a protein of 827 amino acids. Gene Ontology annotation, cellular component: nucleus. The transcript has a single exon. Lineage: Eukaryota; Metazoa; Arthropoda; Insecta; Diptera; Dolichopodidae. Gene Ontology annotation, molecular function: methyl-CpG binding; zinc ion binding. The record is from RefSeq and is a predicted model, not a curated record.